ACGAUAUUGGAGACGGGAGAGUUGAAUCGGGAUCAUAUUUAUCAUGAUGUGAACGCCAACAUGAAGGUAAUUCAGAAUCAAUUGUUCUCAGUCAAAAUGCGCCGCAACUUCUUUUCCACACUGCGACCUCUUCACCAUGACAAUCCGCUGGGCUUGCCCCGGUCUGGAACUCCUCCAUCAUUCCCUCGUCGACGAGGCCUCCCAGAAAAAAGGAAAAUCCGGGAUGUCAAUAAGGUCGUUGCAGUCUCGUCCGCCAAGGGCGGAGUCGGGAAGUCUACAAUUGCUGUGAAUCUUGCACUGGCUAUGGCCCGUCAAGGCAUCCGUGCCGGAAUUCUCGACACAGACAUUUUUGGUCCUUCCAUACCAACCCUUCUAAAUCUCUCAGGAGAACCACGUCUGGACGAACAUAAUUGUCUCGUCCCCCUUACGAAUUACGGGCUCAAAUCCAUGUCCAUGGGAUAUCUCCUUCCCCCUCCACCCGCCGACGCUAAACACCUCACCGACGAUCCAACCUCGCCCUUAAUGGAUACAACUCCCAUAUCGUGGCGCGGCCUUAUGGUCACGAAAGCAAUGCACCAGCUUUUGCACUCCGUAUCCUGGGGUCCUCUUGACAUCCUUAUACUCGACCUUCCUCCAGGGACAGGCGAUGUACAGCUUACCAUUGGCCAGGAAAUAAUUCUAGACGGAGCCGUAAUCGUAUCAACGCCUCAGGAUAUUGCUCUACGUGACGCAGUGCGGGGAUUUGGUUUGUUUGAAAAGUUGCACGUCCCCGUCCUGGGCAUGGUUAGGAACAUGGCCUAUUUCGCUUGCCCGCAUUGCGGCAAGGAGACGAAGAUAUUCUCCCGGAAGGGACCAUCGCAGCCAUCAGGGGAUAAUUUGGAGGCGGGACAUGCGCAUGGUUCUGACUCGCACAACAACGGGGGCGUGGUGGCGGCUUGUGAGCGGCUUGGUAUAGAUUUCCUGGGCGACAUUCCACUUGAUGCGCGUGUGUGUGAAGAUGCGGAUAGGGGCAUGCCUACUGUUGUGGCGGAAGAGAGCGACGAGCGAAGUACGAGGAGAAAUGCGUUUAUGAGUGUUGCCGAGCAAAUUGUGCGCAAGGUUGGGCUGGAAUGGCGAUGAGAAAAUCCGGCCCCUUGUAGGUUGGAUAUCCGUGUAUUUUUAUAAGUAUGCUUUUUCAUCAUAUGUUGGCAUGAUGACUCAAACGCAGUGUUAACGAGACCUGCUGCAGAGGCCCUUUUGGCUAGCUAAUAUCCCUUUCUUAAAUAGAACCGAAUAUGAUACCGUCCGCUCACAGUCUGUUUCAACUGCGAAAAUAGCGGUCAAUAAAAUAGCUCGCGAAUGGCAAUAGAGAGAAUAUGAAAUCCCAGCAACAUUUGGAAGCAUGCAAGAAACGAAUGGCAGAAAAGAAAGAAAAAGGAAAGGUAAGAGAGACGAAAUAUAGAAAAUAAAUACGCCAGUUAACUCAUCUGGCCGGGGUUCCCCUACCCGUCCAUUAACACUAUGCUUUAAGGCCUUCCUUGAGUUCCCGAGAUAAGCGUGAUGAAAUCUUCAUCUCGGAAAUGUAACCGUCUCAAAUGUUGACAGAAAACUAUCUAGCCAAUUCGAAGUCAUACCUGGACUUCCCUUUUUUGCGUCCAAAUAGCUGAACGCCAUGUGUAUCCUCGCUGACAUCGCCGCCUAUCGCGGCCUCCCGCUCAACGGGCAACUGGCCAUGAGAGGCACAUGCGAUUUCACUCCGCUCACCGUCAAACUGACCACCAAUGCUCUCCAUGACAUUCUGCUCUGGGACAGGUGGGUCAGGGAUUACAGAUGUAUCCGGGGUCUCACGUGGAGUUUUAAAUCCCAUGUCUGGCCUCGAUCUGCUGAAGAGCGGAGAAAUAACGCCCUCCGCAUCUUUUUUUAUUGACCUUGCACUUGCGUCAUCCGUGUAUACGGACGAGGGCCGUCUGGCAUAUCGGUCGUGAUUCAGAAACCGAGGACCAGCGGAAAAUCCCGGCUGGAAUUCUUCUGGCGGCUGUAGGCCGGAAGUUGUCGCGUCGAGACCUACCUGUGCGCUAGUUCUUUUCGCAGAACGUGGGGGAGGCUCAAUCAUUGGAAAUGAUUCGGACGCCUGACCAAGAUCCAAUACGGUUUGCGAUUGACGUGAGUGGCUCUGUAUUCGUUUGACUCGUGGCAAAAAUUUUUCCCGCAGCGAAACCUUUCUAGAGAGUGAUUUGGGCACACUUGAUUUCGGAUUAACACGAAUAUCCUUUCCUCCUGAUGUUUUCGGCUUUUCUAUAGCCUCCGUAUCAUGUUUUCCUGCCAUGCGACUCCAUAGCCACAUAGCGCGGUUCGUUUUAUGUUCUCCCUCUUCAUAGGCAACAAAAGUGUCCUUUCUCGAUGCCAAUGAACUUGGCGGAGGAUAUUCACCAUGUCGAAAUACGCCAAUUCCCUGUUUAAUCUCUUGCAGCCUUUGUUGCUGCACAGCUGAUUUCUGCUUUGCAAACUUAAUAUCCCAUGCCUCCUUGGCUCUCAGCCACUUUGACACUGGGCCUGGUUUGGGGACACCAAUUUCCUCGGGCAGCAUUUGUAGGGCAGGAAGAUGGGAUCGCGCUGCUAAGGGAUAUAUGUUACCUUUGUCAUCAACCCGUUGGCGGAUCAUGUAGUCCUCGAAUGGGGGAAGAGGAUCGCCAGCCUUCCCAAUCGUAGUGAAGCCUGAGUAUGGGCUGGGUGGCGCGCUUUUCUGAGCCGAUGUGUGCAGGUUAUCAGAUUCACUUGAUGAAAUCUCCGAUUCAUGGCUAGGAAUAUCAAUGCCUCUCUUCUGGGCUCGAGCCAACGCCCAAGCUCCGAAUUGGGCUAUCGAUCGAAACAUAUACUUUGCAGGGCGAGUGAAGCUGAGAGUAGGGGUAACAUGACAAAGACCAUCCCAAACUUGGAGUUGGACGAACGUUGGCGGAUAUCUAUUUAUAGCCCGGCGGUCGGGAUCGUGACGGUCUAGGUAUUCCUCGCUUGGUAGGAAGUAAGUUGGGUCAGCAGCUUUAUGGGCUAGAUAAAUUUGCUCAUCACGAAGGAGCUCUGCGCUCCCGGUAAGGACCAGCAUUGGGGGCAACCCGCCCAAUGAUGGCUGGAGGACAGGGGAAACAAGCGGGUGUGAGAGCAAUUCAUUUGUGGUGUACAUAUGGAUCUGAUCCUUCAAUUCAACGAGUUCUCCAUCGAUUUCGACCACCAGGGGGCGAUUUCGAUUAUGGAAUAUAUCAUGAGGUUGAGAUAUUGAGGAGACGUAAGACCGGCCUCCCACGGAGGUGGACUUGCUGUUUACCGACGGUGUCCGACGAUAGGAACCUCGUCCAGCAGCCUUAGCAUCCUUGGCACUGCUCGAGGUAGGGCUUGAAGUGCGUAAGCUCCCAUCAACUCGGGCAGCUUCCCCCGCCUUGGUAAUGGCAUCCAAUUCGUCAGAGUUUGGAGGAGGCCAUGAUAUAGAAGGACGGUGCAUGAAACCGUAGGGAGGAAUAUAAUCCCCAGCUCCGUCACCGGCCACAGAUGGGAAUGAGUGCGUUAGGUCAACCCAUGGAGAUAUUAGGAUGGAACCCGCAGUUACGGAACCCUUGUUUGGAGGUGUAAAUAUAUCGAUUGGUCACUGACGACAAUGCCAUCCCAGCCCCCGCAGAGUCACCGGCUAUUAUGAUUUCCGACGGUUUAUACAUGCUUAAAAGAUAUAGGUAAGCCGCAAGGCAAUCUUGCAACGCGCACGGGAAGGGAAAUUGUGGGGCCAACCGAUAGGCAGCUGUGAAUUGUUAGAUGCUACGAGCUUAUAUAUGCCGUCAUCCGCAAAAUGACUAUCAGAAGCUUUCAAACUUACUAUCCGCAGGUUAGCUUGUGUGAUACCGUAUAAAAUGACAGGCUCCCAAAAUAGUAUGCUCCCCCAUGUAUAUAUAGCAUCACUCGAUUGCAACGGACACCUUGCCGUUGCCGGUCGGCAAAAUCGCGCUGCAUUUCUACCCACUCCCCUUCAAGCGAGGGCUUUUUCCCCCUCCAUUUCCACCAUUUGUUGCCUCCAACCUGUGACAGCCCCUCAGAGCCCAGUUGGAUAAUAAUGAGGUCUGCUGCUGAUGCCAGAUGGUCGUCGGGAAUUCUAACCCUAUCUACCUUUAUCCACCUAGGGCUAGGGACCCACUGGGACGUGAAAGUCUGCAAUUGUUCAACGGUAUGGAGAGAGGAGUGGUAUAAGAAUUCGCGAAUGAUACGAAGACCUUGAUGGUAGGAAAUACGUGCCGUAGGCUUCGAUCGAUUGGCUUUGCGAUUUGUAUACUAGAUCUGGUUUUAGUCUUCCAAUGUUUGAAGUAGAGGUACCUUGUGAAGAAAUUUGUGGAUCGGAUUUACAUGGGAUAGAAAUGUUGAGAUUAUAGUGGGUGUCACUGCGACGCUGACGGAUAGGGCGUUAUAAGGCAUUGUGUGUAAGCCCGCCAGAUAUUCGAUAGUAUCAAUUGAGAAUAGAAUGGAUGGUCUGAUGGUGAUUUGAAACCCGAGCGGAUCCGCAUCCCUUUUAAAGGGUUAGUUGAUCGCUGGAGCAGAUUAGCCGUAGAAAUUUAGAAAGAGAGUUAACACUAAUCUUAUAAAGCUGAAUGACAGGAAACGAAAAAGUAAAUGCUUGUGGUUGGUUGUGGGUAUGGUAUGGAGAGAAAGCGAUUCAUCUG
Molecule: messenger RNA, 4673 nt
Organism: Blastomyces gilchristii SLH14081
Lineage: Eukaryota; Fungi; Ascomycota; Eurotiomycetes; Onygenales; Ajellomycetaceae
Product: ATP-binding protein
Exons: 6
Coding region: 61-1119 (352 amino acids)
Biological process (GO): mitochondrial respiratory chain complex I assembly; iron-sulfur cluster assembly
Cellular component (GO): mitochondrion
Molecular function (GO): ATP-dependent FeS chaperone activity; ATP binding; 4 iron, 4 sulfur cluster binding
Source: RefSeq, a predicted model, not a curated record